Triplophysa rosa is the source of this 3707-nucleotide messenger RNA. It is a transcript of the gene plk4, whose product is annotated as polo-like kinase 4 (Drosophila). The transcript is spliced from 16 exons. Gene Ontology annotation, molecular function: ATP binding; protein kinase activity; protein binding. Bases 156 to 2960 code for a protein of 934 amino acids. Lineage: Eukaryota; Metazoa; Chordata; Actinopteri; Cypriniformes; Nemacheilidae. The record is from RefSeq and is a predicted model, not a curated record. Gene Ontology annotation, biological process: protein phosphorylation.
ACUUUUUCAAAAUGGAGGAAAGGCAAACAUUUUGGAGGGGAAAACAAUUACACAGAUUAAGUGCAUUUUUACACGCCAUGCUCAAGUCAAAACACCGCUUAUCUACGGGAAAAUAAAUACAUUGUUCGUCGCACUGAAGAAAAUAUGAAUUAAAAAUGAGCGUUUCCAUCGGGGAUAAGAUUGAGGACUUUAAAGUUCUCACCCUGCUGGGUAAAGGCUCCUUUGCAUGUGUUUACAAAGCAAAAUCUGUAAACACGGGCUUAGAGGUGGCAAUCAAAAUGAUUGACAAGAAGGCCAUGCACAAAGCUGGCAUGGUGCAGAGAGUCAUUAAUGAGGUGGAGAUUCAGUGUCGGCUAAAGCAUCCGUCAGUUCUUGAGCUGUACAAUUACUUUGAGGACAGUAACUAUGUGUAUUUGGUUCUGGAGAUGUGUCACAAUGGAGAGAUGAGCCGCUAUCUGAAAGACAGGAGAAAACCUUUUACAGAAGAAGAAGCGAGGCACUUCAUGCAUCAGAUUGUAAAGGGCAUGCUGUACUUACACACUCAUGGCAUCAUGCACAGGGAUCUGACCUUGUCCAACCUCCUGCUCACUAGCAGCAUGAACAUUAAGAUCGCAGACUUUGGCUUAGCAACACAGCUAAAGCUUCCCAGCGAGAAGCACUUCACCAUGUGCGGCACCCCAAAUUACAUUUCCCCCGAGGUGGCCACACGCAGCGCUCACGGCCUGGAGUCGGACGUUUGGUCACUGGGCUGCAUGUUCUACGCGUUCCUUACGGGCAGACCACCCUUUGACACAGACACUGUGAAACACACUUUGAACAAGGUUGUUUUAGGAGAAUAUCAGAUGCCCAUGCACAUAUCGCAAGAAGCUCAGGAUCUGAUUCAACAGCUGUUGCAAAAGAAUCCCACCCUCAGGCCAAGCCUCUCUGCAGUACUGGACCAUCCCUUUAUGACUCAAACCGGGACCACUGCAAGUAAGGACUCUGGGAACAGCGACGGAGGGUCUAUAGACAGCGGCAUAGCCACCAUAUCCACAACCUCCAACAUUACCAACAGCAGCAGCGGCAGCCGACUUCAGAGGAAGACGAGGCAGGUGAUUGGACACCCCUUGCCCAAUCGCAUGGCACCGAUCCCCAGCCACUCCCAUCACUCCACCAGCUCCAGUUUUAAAAGUGGCCAAGACUGGCAGCCUAAUUCACAAGAAGAUUUUUCCAGGAUAGGAUGCAGGCGAGUUCCCCUCGGCGCUGACAACGGAAGGCCUCAUUCUCGCUACCUGAGACGGGCUCAUUCAUCAGACCGAUCCGGUGCUGGGUUUAGCCACAAUCAACAGGAGGCCGAGCUGGAGAGAUGCCACUCGGAUGAGUUGCUUUCAGGGUCUGGGUGCUUGUUCCCAUCAACCUCCAGUUAUAGAGAUAUGCCGCAUAGCUACUCUGAGCAAAGACGUCUCCCCUCUCCACCUGUCAAACAGCCUGCAAAUUCUUUCUCAACAUCUGUGAGACCCCAGAUGUCCGACUCUCAAACACAGCCCUGGUUAAUCAAUGACGGGCCUUUCAAGAGGCCAGCAGAUCUGAGCAGUCACAGCAGCAGUGGGAGUUUCCAUGCGGGACGGGGGCCAGCUGGGACGCAAACCUCCUGCGGUGAGAAACCCAGCGGCGUUUACCCUCAGCAGCAACCCAAGCUGUUCCCUCACACCAACCCUGGGCCCUGCAGAGAGGACGGGUUCGGAUCAGGGCACCCAAUAGAACCUCAGAGCUACUCGGACCCGCAGUUUCCCGGUCCGCCUGUCUCCAAAGGCAAAGCAAACACGGAGAAGGAAAAAACAUCCCGUAAGAAGAACUUUCCACCGCUUUGUGCGGCCAGGCUCAAGCCUAUUAGACAGAAGACUAAAAACGCUGUGGUCAGUAUCUUGGACACAGGAGAGGUGUGUAUGGAGCUGCUGAAGGGACAAGGAGCUCAGGAGAGGGUCAAAGAAGUGCUGAGGAUCUCCUGUGAUGGAUCCACGGUGACUGUGUAUCAGCCUAAUGAAGGUAAAGGCUUUCCUGUUUUGGACCAUCCCCCUUCCCCACCUGAAGACAUUCUCAUCUGCAGCUUUGAGGAUUUACCAGAAAAAUACUGGAAGAAGUAUCAGUAUGCUACCAAGUUUGUCCAGUUGGUGAAAUCAAAGACUCCCAAAGUCACCUUGUACACAAAGUUUGCCAAGUGUAUGUUGAUGGAGAACUCUCCUAAUGCAGACAUAGAAGUGUGCUUUUAUGACGGUGCAAAAACCCAUAAGACGAGCGAGCAGAUGCGCGUGGUGGAGAAGAGUGGGAAGUCGUACACGGUGAAGGGUGACGUUGGGCUGACUGGACUAAAUCCUGAGUGUAGACUAUACAUGGAGCUUUCUGAAGAGGGGCAUCGAAUGUGUCUGUCUUUGGAAGCGGCGAUAACAGCUGAGGAGCAGCGUAGCUCUAAAAGCACUCCAUUCUUUCCCAUCACUAUCGGCAGGAAACCCACCAAUCCGGCUUCACCAGCUCCUCAGCUUCAGUGUUCAUCUGCCUCGAGCCUUGUGGCACCUGCCGAGGUCGCUCAGGUGUGCCUGAGUCCACCACAGCCCCCACACAUUACGCCAUCAAUGAUUUCUUACACUGGCUCAGACUUCACCACAGCCAGUGUGGCUAAAGGCAGCUCACCCCAGUCAGCCAAAGAUGAACGUACAAUUAACACAGGAAAGGUGCUCAAGUCCAUUUUUGUACCAAACGUUGGAUGGGCAUCUCAGCUUACAAGUGGUGAGGUUUGGGUCCAGUUUAAUGAUGGGUCCCAGCUAAUGGUCCAAGCUGGUGUCUCCUGCAUCACUUUUACUUCCUCUGAUGGACAUAUCACCAGGUAUAAAGAGAACGAGAAGUUACCAGAGCUGGUCAAAGAGAAGCUGCAUUGUCUCUCCACCAUCCUGGGACUCCUGGCCAGCCCUGCUGUCAGAUGCUGAGAAAAACAAAUCACAUCACGCCAAACAAACGCAGAGUUCAUGUGACCUUAGCAGUUGUGUUUUUUAUGUCACAUUAGACUAAUGAAAAUGAGUGUUUGUAAAUACAUUUUUUAACCUUUGUACAUAUAGUCCCAAAGAUUAUGAAAAUUAUAUAUUUUUUAUGUUGUACAUAAUGGGUUUCCUGUCUUUGUCUUGUGUAUUUAGAUGUGCGUGGUGCCUUUUUUUCUACCAGUUGAGUUGUGUCCUCGGCUUUUCAAUGAAAUGUUAGAUAUACAAACAUUAAACAUCUGCUGCCUGCCUGGUGUAUAAACUGGUCAAACUGUUUUUUUUUCCGUGCUUUAUUUAGUACUUGUGGACGAAUCUUAACAUUCGAACUGGUAACAAUAUUAUUACAAAAUAUAUUUUGUAUUAAAAUUGAUUCUUUAGGACUGUUAAUAUGUAAUGCUACAUUGUGACAAUAUAGUGUACCCCCUCCUCCAAGUUCUAGUAGCCUACUGUAAUGUUGAAAAGGAUUCUAUACACUUGGAAGAGGAAGUGCACUUUUAAGCACACCAUAUAUUGGUGAAAUUGGUUGGGUUAGAUUUGAUUAGAUGAUAUUAAUAAAAAACGCAGUUUUCAUGAACAUGGUGACCUUUGUUUGCUGUAUAAAAGUUGGCAAUUGAGUACCUUUGAAGUCGUUCAUUCAGAUGACAACUAUUUUAUAUUGUUAUUUUAUUGUAAAUUAUUUUGUAUUGAAUGAAAUUAAAA